AUGAGAGAAGGAGUAGGACGGAUACUCGUCAGUGACGAUACGGCAACCCCCGCCGAAACGAACUUUGAAAGGUUUGUGGAUGCUAUUAUGGGUCUCGCCUUUUUGAUUACGGCCAUAUUUGCAGCAAAACGCAUGACUUGGACGAGGCAACAAGGAGGAGCGGAAACCACAGUGGUCACUGCCUUUUACUCCUUGAUUUUGUUGACAUCUGUCCUCCGAGCCAUCUUUUUCUUGAUUCCUGCCACGGUCUGGGUUCCGAGCUAUGUGCCCGUAGCAGUCUUUGCCUGGGAUCCAGAUUAUCCAUCAUGGAUUGGAGCAGCUCUUUCAGAAUUUGUCCUCAUGUCUGGAUCCCUGGCACUGUUCAGUAUCUUUAUUCUCAUUUUGGUGUACUGGGCGGAUAUCUUGAAGAAGUAUUUCCAUCCUGCGUCACGGCGUUCGAUUCCAAUGGUGACCUUUUUGGGAUUAGUGGCACUUUUGGUGGUUCUGGAACUUAUCAAUGCUGGAUGCUUUUUGUUUGGAUUGUACACUACGGAAGGAAUGAUUCUCUUCAACUCUGUCUUGUUGGCCGCGGUAUCCAUCAUCUGUGUCUGUGAGAUUACCAUCUUCUCGCAUCGCUUCCGAACAGUGUUGAAAACAUUAGGAGCCAUCAAUCAAGUGUCUACCGACAGUCAGGUGAAGAGAAUCCGCUGGAUCACAGUCACAGGGAACUUGUUUUUCUUUACUCGGGCAUUCUUAGAAAGUGUCUUGUGCAUUUACUUGGUCCUUUGGUGGAAGGAUGAACGUACUGUUGCUCGAACGUUCAGUCACUUUUGGUGGGAUACCUAUGUCAUGACAAAAUCCUUCUCGGAGAUCACCAUCUUGUCGCUCAUGUUGUAUAUUCUGCAAUCGAGAUUUGCGGGGGCAGCUGUGGCAGCGGCACGUCCAUCACCUGCGGAGUAUGUAAGUGUUCCAAAUGCAGAACCAGAAAAGGGGGCAUCCUUAGAUGUUUAG
Molecule: messenger RNA, 990 nt
Organism: Cylindrotheca closterium
Lineage: Eukaryota; Bacillariophyta; Bacillariophyceae; Bacillariales; Bacillariaceae
Source: the annotation of a GenBank genome assembly